AGUUGUGGAUCAGUCUUACUAAUGCACGGACACGCGCACACACACAGGCAGACAGUAUGGGACACUCGUGGUUUCUACGUACAGUUCUACUUUUAUUCGCCCUACCUGAAGGAUGGUCUAAACCGGUUAUCACUCCUGAUGCCCCCCAUCUGGUGAUUCUUAAAGGUAAACAACUGUAUCUCCGCUGUCACGAUGAUGCAGAUGUGAACGCAGGCAGGGUGCGAUGGCUCCGGGAUAAAGGUCGGAGAAUUGAAGGAGAGCUAAAGGAUGAUGAAGCCAGUGUCAUUCUCCUCAACAUCACAGAAACGCAGCAUAUGGGCAAUUACACCUGUGAGAACACAGAAACUGAAGAGAAGAGCUCUAUUUACAUUUAUGUGAAAGAUCUGGGCAGUGCAUUUGUUCGGCGCAUGGUGAACGACCUUCAAGUGAGAAAAGGAGAGGAAAUCACUCUUCCUUGUUUAGUAACAGACCCAGCUGUCAGUCACUUGUCUCUGCAGACCUGUAAUGGCUCUGCCCUACCAGCUGCUCUCACCUUCAUCACGCACCCUCAGGGAGGAAUCACCAUCAGAAAUGUGUCCAAAGCCUUUGAGGGCUGCUACUUCUGCGCCGGACAACUGGAUCAAAAACCUGUCAAAUCCAGAGAGUAUAACUUGGUUGUGCGGCUAGCACCAGAGUCCGUGCCAGCAAUCAGCCUCUCCAGAAAUGAAAAUGUGAUCCUGAUCCAAGACCAGGAGUUUAAGCUCAGCUGCAGCGCCGUCAACAUCAACCACGAUUUCCACCUGAGAUGGACAAUCCCUUCUGAAGCGACAGCACUGGAAAGCCAUAAAUCAAACAUUCAGCCUGGAUCUAGAGAAUAUCAGCGAUCAAUAACAUUGUGGAUCCAAUCUGUGAAGAUAAACGACACGGGAUCCUAUCGCUGUAAUGCCAGGAAUGAGAAGGGGGUCUCCAUGGCUGCUGUCAAUCUGGAGGUUUACGAGCGUGGUUUCAUUAACCUCACAGAAGGAGAGAACAGGGUGGUGGAGGUGCGAGAGGGAGAAAGUCUGACCCUCAGUGUAGAAAUAACUUCAUACCCCAAACCCAACGACGUCUUGUGGACUUAUAACAACCAGGAGCUCCAGAACACAUCUGAGCAUGUCAUUACACUGCACAACCAACAAUACAGGUACAUCAGUGAACUGAGGCUGGUUCGAGUUCAUGGAUCAGAAGGCGGGAUCUACACUUUCUCAGCCAAUCACAAAUACGAGUCGGUCAAUCAGUCAUUCACCGUUCAUGUUAUUUGUAAACCAGUGAUUGUUUCCCAGGAAGGGCCUGUUGAUGGACAGGUGCGGUGCGUUGCUUCAGGAUAUCCUGUCCCCAAAAUAUCUUGGUAUUACUGCGAGCCACCACAUACUCGAUGCUCCCACCUGUUGAAUGCGACACAAGCAGAUGAGGAGUUUGCUGUAAUUACAGUGUCGGGGUCAGAGUUCGGACGAAGUGAGGUGGAGAGUCGACUUAAUAUCAGCAAAGGGAAAUUUCACACUCUUGAGUGUGUGGCAAGCGCUCAAGGAGAACAGGCCUACACCCUUUUUUCAAUUAGUGAGAGAACCGUGCCUCAUAAACUCUUCACACCGCUGCUAUCUGGGGUUGUGUCCACUUCUGUUUUGCUUAGCUUCAUUCUGGUGGUUCUGCUUUACAAAUACAUGCAGAAGCCUAAAUAUGAAAUCCACUGGAAGGUGAUUGACAGUUUUGAUGGCAACAAUUAUACCUACAUAGACCCAACGCAGCUCCCUUAUGACCCAAAAUGGGAGUUUCCACGGGAAAGACUGCGCUUUGGUAAAAUCCUUGGCUCUGGAGCGUUUGGUAAAGUGGUGGCAGCUACUGCAUAUGGACUUUGCUCAGCCGACACAGUGACCACUGUUGCUGUAAAAAUGCUAAAACCGAGUGCGCACUCCACUGAGAAAGAGGCUCUAAUGUCGGAGUUAAAAGUCCUGAGUUACAUCGGUAACCAUAUAAACAUCGUCAACUUGCUUGGCGCCUGUACAGUAGGAGGUCCCACUCUAGUGAUCACAGAAUACUGUUGCUAUGGCGACCUGCUAAACUUCCUAAGAAGAAAACGGGAUGCUUUCUUCAGUUCCAAAACAGGCGAUGGAUAUUACAAAAAUCUGCUCAGCCAAACACAACCCUCAAUAGAGGGCACCGAUAAUGGUUACAUGCCCAUGAGGUCAUAUCAGAAGAGAUCAAAUCAGACAGAAUGGUGUGAUGACAAAGAUGAUCUAUCUUUGGAUACCGAAGAUCUGCUCAGCUUCUCGUAUCAAGUGGCUAAAGGCAUGGACUUCCUCACAUCCAAAAAUUGCAUUCAUAGGGAUCUGGCUGCCAGGAAUGUUUUACUCACUCAGGGUCGGGUAGCGAAGAUAUGUGAUUUCGGUUUGGCACGUGACAUCACAAGAGAUUCCAACUACGUCCUGAGAGGAAAUGCACGUCUGCCAGUGAAAUGGAUGUCCCCGGAAAGCUUGUUUGCUUGUGUGUACACUUUUGAGAGUGACGUCUGGUCCUACGGCAUCUUACUAUGGGAGAUCUUCUCUCUGGGUAACACACCAUAUCCGGGGAUUCCAGUUGGAUCCACAUUCUAUAAGAUGAUACAAGAUGGAUACAGAAUGAGUGAGCCUGAGUUCGCUCCAAGUGAAAUUUACGAGGUGAUGAGAUGGUGCUGGAGUGCCGACCCUCUAAAAAGACCACCUUUCAAGAAGCUGGUGGAAAGAACCGAGCUCCUGCUGUCGGAAACCACCAAACAUGAUUACUUGAAUCUCAGCACCAGUGGCAGCUGCGAGGCGUUUGUUCCUCCAGGCUUGCAGAGGCCACAAAGGCUGAGCUCAGUGGGCAGCUCAACAGCCUCCACUCAACCCCUGCUGCAGGCUACAAAUGAUGUUUUUCUGGAACAUCAGAGCAUAUAA
This is a messenger RNA of Danio rerio (zebrafish), 2930 nucleotides long. RefSeq names its product KIT proto-oncogene, receptor tyrosine kinase b (gene kitb). The record is from RefSeq and is marked validated. Gene Ontology annotation, molecular function: growth factor binding; protein tyrosine kinase activity; transmembrane receptor protein tyrosine kinase activity. Gene Ontology annotation, cellular component: plasma membrane; signaling receptor complex; membrane. NCBI's taxonomy places the organism in Eukaryota, Metazoa, Chordata, Actinopteri, Cypriniformes, Danionidae. Gene Ontology annotation, biological process: Kit signaling pathway; hematopoietic progenitor cell differentiation; positive regulation of receptor signaling pathway via JAK-STAT.